AUGCAACAACGCAAAAGGGUUACUAUUGACGACUAUGAUGACGAUGACGAUGAUGAUGAUGAGGAAGGUGUAAAACAAGAGGUCACUGAUACAAUUGAAAAAUUUGUUCAAUCUCGUCAUGUACAAACAUUAAAAUAUUUACGACAUGUUAUCGAUGAAAAUCGUGAAUUAAGAUUACAUAUUGAACAUCUUAAACGACAUCAAGAUGAUCGUAUACAACAACAACAACCACCGUCACCACCACCUGUCGUUGUUGAUAACUCAACGGAAGUAGAAGAAAUUUCCAUUAUACAAGAAGAAAUUCCUUUUCAACGAGAAGAAACUCCUAUUCAACGAAUAGAAACUCCAAUUAGUGAAAUAUUAAUUCGAACACCAGAAAUACCGACAUUUUAUAAACAACUUGUUGAUAAAGCAAUAAAUACAGAAGGAGAAGAUUUUGAAUCAAAAUAUCAUUUAUUAAAUGAUGAAUUAAAUAAUCUUAAAAAACAACAUAAUAUCAAUCGUGAAGAAUAUCAACGUGAACUUGAUCGUGUUGAUCGUCAAAAUAGUCAAUUAGAAAAAGAUUUAAAAACUGCACAGCAACAAUUAACGAUUGCACAAAAACGUGCUAAUGAUAAACAAACAGAAAAUCAAAUUCUUACAUCUUCACUUUCAGAUUUAAGAAUAACAAAUGAAACCUUAAAUAGUCAUGUGAAUAAAUUAGAACAAAAAAAUGAACAAAUAAUACAAUCAUUAACUUUAUCCGAACAAACUCGUCUUGAUUUUGAAUCUCAAGUUAGAGAAUUACAACAAUUAUUACAACAAGAUAGACAAAAAUUAUUUGAAUUAAAUAUUGAAUAUCAACAUAAUGAACAACAAUUACAAAUAUCUGAACAAGAUAUUCAAUCAUUAAAAGAUAAAUUGAAUAAUGAAUUAGAUAAAAAUCAACAAACUAUUGAUGAAAAUGAAUUAUUAAAAGAAAAUAUAAAAUAUUUACAAAUUCAACUACAAGAAAAAAUUCAUCAAGAACAAGAAAAUAAUCGAGAAAAACAAUUAAAUAGUAAUUUUAAAGAUUUUGUACAAGUUAAACGUAAUUUACAAUUAUGUCAACAAGAAAAUGAACAAUUAAAAAAUGAAAUUAAAAAAUUACAUAUUAAAUUUGCAAAUAAUAAUGAUUAA
Adineta steineri is the source of this 1158-nucleotide messenger RNA. NCBI's taxonomy places the organism in Eukaryota, Metazoa, Rotifera, Eurotatoria, Adinetida, Adinetidae. The record is from the annotation of a GenBank genome assembly.